AAAUAGAAAAGGCCGGCGGGCAGAUCGCACUCCACGGUCUUUUUUCUAAUGUACUGUUUUUAUGAACACUGCAAAGCUCUGCAGUGAAACCGAAUUCUGCUGCUCCCAGUUUAUUAGGGAUCACUUCAAGCAACAACCAAGAGCCCAAAGUCCAGUGGGGUCUGGACUCCCGCCCAGAAACAGGGAUGCCUGGCAGUGCAGGAUGUGGCCAGCGGGGGCCUGGGGGACACCACACCCCCACUGUGCCCGAACUCCAGAGGCUCCUUUGGGUGCGAGGUGGGGUCAGUGGACACGUGGACCAGGUCUGGCCAAAGGUCUACCUUGGAGACGCGUGGGCCGCCAAAGAUAAGAGGGCCCUUCAGUCACUCGGCAUCACGCACAUCCUGAACGCUGCUCACGGAAAGCACAACGUCUGCACGGGACCGAGCUACUACAGCGACACAAAGGUCACCUACCACGGGGUGGAGGCGUUUGACAGCCCGGCGUUUGACAUGAGUCCGUUCUUCUACUCCGCGGCUCAGUUCAUCAAGGCUGCCGUGAGUACCCCCGGAGGUAAAGUGUUUGUCCACUGCGCAAUGGGACUGAGUCGGUCUGCCACGCUGGUCCUGGCCUUCCUGAUGCUCCAUGAGGACAUGAGCCUGGUGGAGGCCAUCAAGGCGGUCAGCGAGCACAGGAAUGUCUCCCCCAACUCGGGCUUCUUGAGCCAGCUGCGAGAGCUGGACAUGAGGCUGGCCAGCGAGAGAGAGCCAAGAACGGGCCGAUUCUGAGACGCACAGACCACACGCUGUGCUGUGGGGCUACAGGAAGGGGCUGCCAUUCUGCGCUCUCGACACACAGCACAAUGAAGGCAGAAGCAAGAGUGCAGAAAGGCAGUCACAGUGGCCUUAAACUGGGAGAAUAAAUCACAAUGUACCAAGAACUUGAACUAAAAAAAUCUCCACCGUACAGGAUCAGAUUACCCCACGUGCAUGAACUGAUUAUUCUGUCAUUUUGACUUCAGUUCGCCAGAGCUUAAAGUCAUUGACUGGCACAGAGUUCAUGCACAGGUCUUCGUGCGUAUUAACAGGUUAUUCAGAUUAGGCAAUCAGGUGAAGCUACAGUUUGGUGUAUAAUGGUUAAAGCCUAUAAAUAAAAAACAUGAUGAAAAAUUCCUCUCUCUCUCACUUCCAGAGAGUAAAGUGCUAAUUAAUCAGCGAAAACACUGGCACCUGUGAAUUUCCUGUUCACCUUGUCCUGUGAAGUUGUGAAUACUUCCCAGGAAACCCCUUCAAAACAACAGCAUGCAGACAACUAGUGUACGUUGUCUUCAGUGUGAAUAGUAUUCCGCUCACCAGGGUGUGUCGUAUGUCAUGCAUAGCUACUCCCUAAGACGAAAUUCCAUAUCUUUCAAUAUGCUUUCAAUAACUGCUGCAUAAUGACUUUGUACUCGCUUUUUAUAGUCCUUUAAAACUCGUCUCGUGUAUCAUGUAGAAUAUCGUUUAUGCAC
Messenger RNA from Lepisosteus oculatus (spotted gar), 1486 nucleotides. Its product is annotated as dual specificity protein phosphatase 13B-like. Lineage: Eukaryota; Metazoa; Chordata; Actinopteri; Semionotiformes; Lepisosteidae. Gene Ontology annotation, molecular function: protein tyrosine/serine/threonine phosphatase activity; MAP kinase phosphatase activity. Gene Ontology annotation, cellular component: cytoplasm. The record is from RefSeq and is a predicted model, not a curated record. Gene Ontology annotation, biological process: negative regulation of MAPK cascade; protein dephosphorylation.